UGAAAGCUUCCAGCAGAAUGCCUAUAAUGAGAAGUGUUGUUCAACCUCGAGAAGUGGUGGUGGACAAUGAGAAGUCGGAGAAGGAGAAGAAAUUAUUUGUGUAUGACAAAGAUGAUGAAUUCUAUUCCGCACCAGCAUUUUGUUAUUUGAUGCAUUAUCGAAAUGCUGCCAUAUUCUGCGGAGUUUUUCAGAUCUUGUCACUCAUUAUAGCUGUAUUUGUAUUCCUCAAUUUGAAACUUGAGAAGAUGGAUAUUCGUAUAUGGUUAUCGAUGACAUUAGUCAUAUUCCUUGUUUUUGCCACACUCACCACACUUCUCAUGAUCUAUGGUAUUGUGACGGAAAAGCCGAAAUAUAUAUGGCCAGUGAUGGCAUUUAUGCACGUCGAAGUUACUAUCCUCAUCAUUUCAGCAAUCGCUUCGAUAACAAGCAUGUCUAUGGGAUUACAGGCUACUCAUAGGCUCUUCGGUGUUUAUAUUAGCAUACACAAAUUGGAGAAUCAUUUUGGUCCAAUCUGGCCAUUCAAUUUAGCCGUAUUGUCGUUUUUUGGAGCAACAAUCGUUAUUUGGUCUUAUAUAAUUGUUAGGGGAGCCUAUGAUUACCUCUUGGACAAAGAGUAUUUCACGAAGAAAUCAAGCAUAGAAAUGGUGAAAACGAUUGUUGUUAACGGAGUAUAA
Messenger RNA from Loa loa (African eye worm), 674 nucleotides. RefSeq lists its product as hypothetical. NCBI's taxonomy places the organism in Eukaryota, Metazoa, Nematoda, Chromadorea, Rhabditida, Onchocercidae. The transcript is spliced from 4 exons. Bases 18 to 674 code for a protein of 218 amino acids. The record is from RefSeq and is a predicted model, not a curated record.